GGAGCGGGCAGAUUCAGCUGUGGCAGUUUCUGUUGGAACUUCUUUCCGACACCAACAACACGAAUUGUAUCUCUUGGGAAGGAACUAACGGAGAGUUCAAACUGACAGAUCCUGAUGAAGUUGCUCGCCGCUGGGGGGAGCGCAAGUCGAAGCCUAACAUGAAUUACGACAAACUCAGUCGAGCCCUGCGAUACUACUACGACAAAAAUAUAAUGACUAAAGUACAUGGCAAGCGAUACACGUACAAGUUUGAUUUCCAUGGCUUGGCCCAGGCUUGCCAACCUAAUACAGGAGAAACCGCCGCCUACAAGUUCCAGUCUGACCUAUUCUUUCCAACAUACCACGUCCACACCUCUAAAAUGAACUAUUUGAGUGCUAGGCCUACAGGACUAACCGGUAACUCCCAGCCACCACUGUUUGGGUCAACAACAGUUCCUGGUCAUUACUGGUCAACUGGCGCAUCUGGAGCUUGUAACCUUAACCCAUACAUACCAGGUCAUGCAAUCCCACACCCUGGUCAUCGAGGGAAUGGAUUGGGAAGUUACUAUGCCUAAAGAGGAGGGAAGAGAGGGAGGUUAUAAGUUUGCACAGGGCCUAAUACUGGCUGUCUUUACAUAUGUAUGAAAGGAAUCGGAACACCGGAAGUUGGGAAUCGGAUGUAAAGACUGGAUAUUAACCAGACUGUUGCGAUCUUGACGAUGUGUAUUAGUUUUUGCUGGUGUUGGUGUAAAAUGCAUUAUUUUGUAGCAAGUUUGAGAACGUAAACAAAAUCUGGUGUGGUGUCAUCGUUAUCUGUACAUAGUCCGUGAGCACAGUGUAAACAAUAGAUCAGAUUAGAAUGUUGUUUAGAUAUAUAUAUAUAAUUGUAAUGUAGUUAUAACCUAUACUGUAUUUUGGUUUUUCGUGUUUCACAUUAAUAAAAUCGAUAUUAACAUUUC
Messenger RNA from Limulus polyphemus (Atlantic horseshoe crab), 938 nucleotides. RefSeq names its product transcriptional regulator ERG homolog. Gene Ontology annotation, cellular component: nucleus. Lineage: Eukaryota; Metazoa; Arthropoda; Merostomata; Xiphosura; Limulidae. The record is from RefSeq and is a predicted model, not a curated record. The annotation marks the transcript as partial. Gene Ontology annotation, molecular function: DNA-binding transcription factor activity, RNA polymerase II-specific; sequence-specific DNA binding. Gene Ontology annotation, biological process: regulation of transcription by RNA polymerase II; cell differentiation. The transcript has a single exon.